UUUUAGAUACAAAGUUCAAAGCAAACAUGUCAUCUUCGAUAGUAGUUCCUGUAAUUGAUGUCCAUAGCAACAAUUUCAAGGAGCUAUGGCCAGCCAUGGUGGUUGCAAUUAAAACAUCAUCCUUCAUUGCGCUUGACACGGAGCUGAGUGGUCUGGGAAACAGAAAGUCCCUGUUGGCUGAAUCAAUAGAGGACAGAUACAAAGCAAUAUGUCACGCUGCUCGAUCUCGCUCCAUCCUUUCUUUGGGAAUUGCGUGUUACAAGAAGCUGGACCAAAAGCCUCCAGACUCCUACCUGGUCCAGGUGUAUAACCUCACCCUGCUGUGUUCAGAGGAGUACAUCAUAGAGCCGCAGUCGGUCCAGUUUCUGGUGCAGCAUGGGUUUGACUUUAACAAGCAGUAUGGCUGUGGGAUCCCUUACUGCAAGGGCAACAAUAAGGGAGGUUCAGACGAACGUGGGGUCCACAUCCGAACUUUGUUCACUGAGCUGCUGCGAGCCAGGAAGGCCCUGGUGCUACACAACGGGCUCAUCGACAUGGCCUUCCUCUACCAGAGUUUUUAUGCCCACCUCCCCGAGCGGCUAACCACCUUCACAGCUGACCUGUCUGAGAUGUUUCCCGCUGGGAUUUACGACACCAAAUACGUGACUGAAUUUGAGCUCCGGCUGACCGCCUCGUACCUGGAAUACGCCUACAAGAAAUGUAAGCUGGAAAACAGCCGCAGUGUCACUUCUGGCUCAGCUGGACCUCACGUCCACCUAGAAUUUUGCCAGUACGCGGGCGACUUGUCCACCUACAUAGACUACAGAGAAUGUCCGGCCGUUACAUCCACAGAGGGACAGACGGAUGUCUGCCAGCGCUUUUCAGCUUUUGGCUGGUGUCCAAACGGCACCAAUUGCCCGUUGUCCCACGACACAGACCUGAUCAUCCUGCAGGAUGAAAAAUGUAAAAACGACAAAAGGAAAAGGCGGAAGAGACUGAGAGAUAAAAAGGGGGCAUCGGAUACAGGCAAGGACUGCUCCGUCUCCGACGGCGCCCCAACGAAUAAAAUGGCAAACAUGGAAGAGGAUAAGGAAGAAGCAGCCGGUGACCAAAAGGAGGGGGACGAAAAAUCAUGCACCGAUGGAAACUCUCACAUGGACGACGGGCGGGAUAUGAAAAACGACGACGAAGAAGAAAACGGAGUCGGUGAAGACAAAACGAACCCCGGAGACUCUGCGGUGAGCGUCGGAGAAGGUACCGGCAUCCGUUCUACGGAGUCCAACGCCGAGGCGAGGAAGAAGGCGGACGCGGGAACGCACCGGGCGGGCUUUGACGCCUACAUGACGGGAUACAUCUUCGCCUACGCGUGCGCGCUCAUCAAGAAGGAGGCGGAGCCUGGGCCGGAAGGAGCCGACGCCCAGUCAGAGGAGUCCUGGCUCCCCGUCUGCAUCAAUAAGAUCUAUCUCAGCGGCAAGGCAGCUCCCCUCAAUGUGGUCAAAAGCACCUUCGCCAAGUCAUCCAAGGCCCACGUUCAGAAGAUGGAGAUGGUGUGGGGGCAGAAGAUGUAGCUCAGUUUCUCUAUAAUUUUCAAUCUGUCAUUUUAUGUCACACAAGAUGAGAUUAAUAAUAUUCUUUUUAUCAUUUUGGCAGCUGCUGGUUGGAUUUGUGUGAAAAUUUGAGGAACCAUCUAAGACUGGCCGGUCCUAAAAGUCUUAUCAAGCCCGGUCAAUCAUUGAAUAAAUUCAUGUUAAUGAAGAACAUGAUAAAUGACAUUGUUUUGUUAUCAAAAUUUCCUUUAAGCAGUUACAAUUCUUACAAUAGAUCAAAAGGUUUGGAUCAGCAGCCAGUGUUUUAUUCUCCUCCUCUGUUCAUCAAAUUCAAAACAUUGCCUUAUUUAUCAAAUUAAUUUUCUUAAAUUGAAGCGCCAACCCAUUUAAUUAUCUGACAUGUCGCUGGAAAUAAGUUGUUUUGUAUCCAUGGUUACCACAAUGUAGAUUUGUUACCUCUCAUUUCUCUUGGUAAUUAAAACCUUAUGAACACUCUGAAA
This is a messenger RNA of Poecilia latipinna (sailfin molly), 2026 nucleotides long. It is a transcript of the gene toe1, whose product is annotated as target of EGR1, exonuclease. Gene Ontology annotation, molecular function: 3'-5'-RNA exonuclease activity; snRNA binding; metal ion binding. The record is from RefSeq and is a predicted model, not a curated record. Gene Ontology annotation, biological process: snRNA 3'-end processing. Lineage: Eukaryota; Metazoa; Chordata; Actinopteri; Cyprinodontiformes; Poeciliidae. Gene Ontology annotation, cellular component: Cajal body. The transcript is spliced from 8 exons. Bases 27 to 1547 code for a protein of 506 amino acids.